This is a messenger RNA of Euleptes europaea (tarantolino), 1263 nucleotides long. RefSeq names its product kelch domain containing 8B (gene KLHDC8B). The transcript is spliced from 5 exons. Gene Ontology annotation, molecular function: protein binding. Lineage: Eukaryota; Metazoa; Chordata; Lepidosauria; Squamata; Sphaerodactylidae. Bases 184 to 1248 code for a protein of 354 amino acids. The record is from RefSeq and is a predicted model, not a curated record.
CUUCCACCCAUGUCUCGUCGAUGUGGAGUUUCGGCCGUAGAGGAAGUAGGACCUCCUACUUCUCUCAGGCCUGUCCCUACGGGCCCCUGCAGGGCUGUGUGGAAGACCGCCGGGCCGAGACGCCAAGUCUGUCCUGGGACUGUUGCCAUGUCUGCCUCCUGAGAUGCCAGGCCGUGGGACGGAAUGGAAGCUGCCGAUGCCAAAUCCUUCUUCUGGGAGACUUUCCCCCCGCUGCCCACUUGCCGUGUGUACUGCAGCCCGGCCUAUCAGGAUGGGCACCUCUUUGUGGUGGGGGGCUGCAGUCAGCAGGCUUUCCCCCUGGACACUGCGGACAUGUUGGAUGUUGUUUCCCGGAAGUGGCUUUCGCUGCCGCCGAUGCCUACGCCUCGGGCAGGGGCCGCCGCGGCGAUGCUGGCCAAGCGGCUGAUAGUGAUCGGAGGGGUGGAUUCCGCACAGAGCCCCCUGGCGUCAGUUGAAGUCUACAACAUGGACGAGGGCAAGUGGGAGAAGAAAGCGGACCUCGCGCAGGCGUCUAUGGGCAUCUCUGCGGUUGAGAAAGAUGGUGCUGUUUACACCUUAGGUGGGAUGGGCUCAGACACAUCACCUCAAGCACUGGUGCGGUUGUAUGAGGCAGCAAAGGAUCACUGGCUGCCCCUGCCCUCUAUGCCCACGCCCUGCUAUGGGGCCUCCACUUUCUUGCACGGAAACAAGAUCUACGUGAUGGGAGGAAGGCAGGGGAAGCUGCCCGUCACGGCCUUGGAAGCCUUCGAUCUGGAAGUGAGGAGCUGGACGCGCUUCCCCAGCGUGCCCAGCCGGCGUGCCUUUGCCAGCUGUGCCAUGGUUGACGGCUGCUUCUUCAGCCUGGGAGGACUGCAGCAGCCCGGCCCCCACAACUUCUAUUCCCGGCCCCACUUUGUCAACACUGUGGAAAUGUUUGACUUGGAAGAGGGGUCCUGGAGUCGGCUGAGCCGAGCCACCCGCAUGAGGGAGAAGAGGGCUGACUUUGUGGCUGGUGGCCUGGGUGGGCGAGUGGUGGUGGCUGGCGGCCUCGGGAACCAGUCGAGUCCUCUGGGCUCCGUGGAAGGGUUUAACUUGGCAAAGAAGAAAUGGGAACCGCUGCCCUCCAUGCCCACCGGCCGCUGUUCGUGCUCCAGUUUGCAGGCGGGCAACCUGCUCUUUGUGAUCGGAGGGGUGGCGCAGGGCCCCAGCAGCACAGUGGAGGCCCUGUGCCUCCGGGACGGGGUCUGAGUGACGUGCCCUGGU